AUGGCUCUUCAUCACAAUACCACCAAGGUUACUGAGUUUAUCCUCCUGGGCUUCACUUCUCAACGAAACCUUCAGCUCCUUCUCCUCAGUUUCUUCCUGCCCAUCUACCUCCUUAGUGUGGCAGGGAAUCUGGGCCUAGCCAUUCUUAUCCGAGCUGAACCUGCCUUGCACACGCCCAUGUACUACUUCCUAAGCCACCUGGCCCUGAUGGACCUGUGCUCCAGCUGCACUGUAGCCCCCAAAAUGCUCCUGGGGCUCUUGAAAGGUUAUGACACCAUUCCCAUCCCAGCCUGUGCCCUUCAGAUGUUCAUCUUUGCAGCUAUCUCAGAUGCCGAAUGUUGUCUCUUGGCAGCCAUGGCCUAUGAUCGGUAUGUGGCCAUCUGCCGCCCAUUGCACUAUGCAACUGCCAUGCCACAGCAUCUCUGUCAUCUCCUUGUAAUUGCUUCCUAUGCAGCAGGGAUGACCUCUGGAGCGAUCCAUUCCAGCAUGGCAUUCCGCCUGCCCUUCUGCGAUGCAAAUACUUUGGACCAUUUCUUCUGUGAUAUCCCUCUAGUUCUGGCUUUGGCUUGUGCAGACACACAAAUUAACCAGCUCUUACUUUUAGUAGUGUGUGGAAUUAUCCAGAGCAUCACCCUGUUGAUCAUUGCAGCUUCCUAUGGAAUUAUCCUCUGGACUGUAGGACGAACAGGAUCACUUCGAGCUAUGUCCACCUGCGGAUCUCACCUUACAGUUGUGGGGGUGCUUUAUGGAACCCUUCUCUUCAUGUACCUACGGCCUGAUGAUACCUAUGCCCCACAAACAGACAAGAUGACUUCUGUCUUCUACACAGUAGCCAUACCUACUCUCAACCCUGCCAUAUACAGUCUUCGUAACACUGAGGUCAAGCAGGCAGUCAAGAAGAGGUACAACAAGAUAUGUCAUCAAACAUAA
Protobothrops mucrosquamatus (brown spotted pit viper) is the source of this 930-nucleotide messenger RNA. Its product is annotated as olfactory receptor 5C1-like. Gene Ontology annotation, cellular component: membrane. Gene Ontology annotation, molecular function: odorant binding; olfactory receptor activity; G protein-coupled receptor activity. Gene Ontology annotation, biological process: sensory perception of smell; G protein-coupled receptor signaling pathway. NCBI's taxonomy places the organism in Eukaryota, Metazoa, Chordata, Lepidosauria, Squamata, Viperidae. The coding region runs from base 1 to 930 and encodes 309 amino acids. The transcript has a single exon. The record is from RefSeq and is a predicted model, not a curated record.